Molecule: messenger RNA, 3499 nt
Organism: Calypte anna (Anna's hummingbird)
Lineage: Eukaryota; Metazoa; Chordata; Aves; Apodiformes; Trochilidae
Gene: ANKRD13A
Product: ankyrin repeat domain 13A
Exons: 16
Coding region: 83-1858 (591 amino acids)
Cellular component (GO): cytoplasm
Molecular function (GO): protein binding
Source: RefSeq, a predicted model, not a curated record
UUCCGUGGGCUCGCCGGUGGCUCCAGGCUGAGGGGGGACAAGGGGGAACCCCCCCUCCUUCUUCCUCCUCGUGGUGUGUGGCAUGAUGAGUUCCCCUGGCAGGGCCAGCACUGCCUUUCCCCUCCACGUCCUGGUCUGGAAUAAUGAUUACAGGAGGCUGGACGAGGAGCUGCAGGACAAGGAUGUGGAUCAGCGCGAUCCCCGAGGCCGGACCCUGCUGCACCUUGCUGUCUCCUUGGGGUAUCUGGAAUCUGCCAAGGUUCUGCUCCAGCACAAGGCAGAUGUGACAAAAGAGAAUGCCCAGGGAUGGACAGUGUUACACGAGGCUGUCAGUACAGGAGACCCAGAGAUGGUACAAAUGAUCCUGCAGCAUCGGGACUACCAGCAGGCCUCCAUGACCCUCGGGGGAGUUCCUGAACUGCUCCAAAAGAUUAAUGAGACUCCUGACUUUUAUGUGGAAAUGAAAUGGGAGUUCACCAGCUGGGUCCCCCUGGUUUCCAGGGUCUGUCCAAGCGACGUCUGCCGCAUCUGGAAAAGCGGUGCCAAGCUGCGUGUGGACAUCACCCUGCUGGGCUUUGAGAACAUGAGCUGGGAGAGAGGAAGGAGAAGCUUAAUUUUCAAGGGGGAAGACACUGGAGGCUGGGCAGAGCUGAUUGAGAUCAAUCACGAUGAGAAGUUUGUUACAACAGAACGUUUUGAGCUUUCCCAGCACAUGGAGCAUUUGACACUGGAGUCUAUGACACCCAAAAGGAAGGAUGUGGAGAGACGCCUCACCUCCCCAAUUAUUAACACGUGCCUUGACACCAAAAACAUUGCUUUUGAAAGGUCCACUUCUGGAUUCUGGGUAUGGAGGACAGAAAAAGCAGAAGGUGUAAAUGGUUAUGAAGCAAAGGUAUACAUGGCAAACAAUGUGAAUGUGGUCACAAGAAUCCGAACAGAACAUCUGACAGAAGAGGAGAAGAAAAGAUAUAAAGCUGACAGGAACCCCCUGGAAUCAUUUCUGGGUACAGUGGAACAUGAGUAUGGUGCUCAGAGUACAACCAAGACAACAGAGUAUGCAGCAAGCAACAAUCCUACUGCUAUUACUCUGGAGGAAUACUUUGACCCAGAAUUUGAUUUGAAAGGUAGAGACAUAGGAAGACCAAAAGAAGUCACCAUUCGAACACAGAAAUUUAAAGCCAGCCUGUGGAUGAGUGAAGAGUUCCCCUUGUCUCUGAUGGAACAAGUGACUCCAAUCAUUGAUCUGAUGGCCAGAACCAGUGCACACUUUGCCAGGCUUAGGGAUUUCAUCACUCUGGAAUUUCCACCAGGAUUUCCUGUCAAAAUUGAAAUCCCUUUGUUUCACGUGCUGAAUGCCCGAAUUACAUUUGAAAAUGUCAAUGGCUGCAGGACAGCUGACAAAACAUCACCACAGAUGGCUGGAGGGGCACAGGAUGAUUCAGGUGCUAAUUUUGAGGUUGAUCAGUCAGUGUUUGAAAUCCCCAAGUCUUACCACGUCCAGGAUGAUGGCAGAAACAUCCACGUGCAGGAUGAAGAUAAUGAGAUCAUGCAGUUUGCUAUUCAGCAGAGUUUGCUGGAAUCUGGUGGAAAUAAAGAUAUGGGGGUGCAUUCCAAUGGAGCAGUUGCAUAUUCCCAGGACUUCAAUAUACAGUAUCAGAGGGCACUGCAGGAGAGCUUUCUAACAAGCUCAGGUAGCUCACCCUGCAUCACCCUUAGAGAACCUUCCAGUUUUGAGAAGGAUUUGCAGCUGGCCAUGGAGCUGUCUGUCCGGGAGCAGGAGGAGCGGGAGAAGCAGCGGCGGGCAGAGGAAGAUGCAGAGCUUCAGCAGGUUCUGCAGCUUUCCCUGGUGGAAAAAUAACUCCUCAGCCACCUCCUGAAAUAAGGAUGACCCAAUCUGCAUCAAACUGAAGGCUUUCAGAGCUGUCAGUCUCAAGACCACUCCUGGAUUGCUUAGGUAAACAUUUCACCUGCCUUCUAAGUUGGCACCACAAGCUCCAGAAAGCUGAUUUAUUUUUGUUUGAGGGGGUUUCAGAUCAUGGGACUCUGCAUUUGGCUCCCCAGCCACACAGUCUUAGCUUGGAAGGGUUAGUUUUUACCUAAGUGUAUUUAUUGAAGAGCAGAUAGAAGUUUUGCUUUGCAUCAGGAUAUGGGAUUGCAGGAAAGCUUGGAAACCUGAUUUAUGGGGAGGGGAGCUGCAUUACUUACCAAAGAAAUACUCAUCUGCUUCAUCAUUUCUGAAUAAUUCCAAGCCAUUGUCUGUUUCUUCCAGAUGUUAGAUGGAAGAGUAUCUGUAUGCACAUAGCCCAUUCACAGACUAGUUCUUCAUGCUGACAGGUGCUUUCUGUUAGUUUUGCUUAUAUGUUAUUAUCUCUUUUCUCUAGUUACUGAGAUUUUAUCACAUGCUCCUGCUUAAGAGGGAUAAUUUUAUACUUGAACAGCUAAUCCAAGCUCAAGAUUAAACCUAAUGCUUUCUGAAAAAGGACAAAACAAGUAGCCAGUAAAAUUUUAGCUCCUAAAAUGGGACCAUCUGUCCAGUACAAUAGCAGUUUCUGCAGUGAUUCCAAACCAGCUAGUUCCCAGAGUCUGAGGGCAGCAAGAAAUCCAGUGGCAGAUACAGGUGCUUCUUGAGAUCACUUGGUGUGUGUGCAUGAGUGUGUUCCUGUUGUGUGGGUGCUAAGUUAAAACAGGAAACAAGAUUCAGGUGGGAUUUUGUUGUAUACAUAUUGGAAGAUAAGUUUUAAUUCUGUUAUCUGAAAGGGAAACGUGUGUUGCUUUUUAAAGUUCAAGUGCUCAUCCUUCAUGUGAAUACAUAUAUUUUUUUAUUCUGAAUAUUUUUAUUGAUUUUAAAACAAGCCAGUAGGACUACACUCAUUUAGAAAAACGGUAUGGUAGGAAUUCACAAGUAGGUUUUAACCAGCUUUCCUCAGGUCUUUUCAUCAUACAGUAUAUUUGUAGCUGUUUUACCUGCACUUCUGUCAGCAUUUACAGUAUUUACACUGUGACUCUCAAGUGCACUCCACAAGUACACAAUGUACAUCCACAGGAAAGCCUUACAGUAGCUAAAUGUGAGCAAUAUUCCUUGUUCUGGCUGGCAGAAGUGUGCAGAACCAAUGGUACACACAGUCUGAUCUUGCUGACUUAAUCCUGCACUUGUUCCUUGGGCAAAACAGGGUGGUUCUGUGUGACCAGCUAUUAACCAGGAUGAAAUCCCUAUAAAAUGGACUUGGUCAUAACCAGUGAAAUGGUUGGUAACUUGGAACCCUAUUUUAAACCAAUAAUCCAUUGUUUUACAUAGCAAAUGAUUAAAAUUCCUUCAGUGUACACUAAAACUGGUCUGGCCUCACCCUUGUUGUUAAAUGAUGGAGUUUGCAGUCCUGAGGUGGUGUUGGCAGGGAUGUCCUGCAGGGGGGCAGGGGCAUCUGUUGGGAUUGCAUCUUCCUUUGAAAAGGGGAUUACUGUGACUUUCACAGCUGCAAAACAGGGACUAAGCCCAGCACUG